CUGCCUAACGGGACUUUAUGAGAGCAAUAACAGUCGGGCACGCGCGCGCGUACACGCGCACGCACGCCCAGCAGCCAAAGCAGGGGAGGAUGUCCUCUCUCUCUCUCUCUCUCUCUCUCUCUCUCUCGUUCUCUCUCCUCCCUCCUCAAAGUCGCUGCCUUAAUCCCAUUUGCCAUUGUGCGAGCGCAAUCGCCUGUACUUUCCGCAUUUAACUUGGAUGACAUUUUUAUUUCGUCAUUAGCAUCAUCACGCGCCCGCACAGCGUCUCGCGGUUCGGCGUUCGAGCCCCGGGAUGAUCCAUCUGUCACGCCUGCGCACGGUCCCGCUACCCCUCCGCCGACUUCCGUCUCUCUAGUUUCAUUUCACCGCCGAGCAAAGCAAAAGCAAAAAAAAAAAAAAACAACUAACAAACGAACAAACAACCCAACUCAAAAGAAAGAGAAACAAAACAACGAGCCUCCGCCGCCAUGCCCGAGACCACGCAGGAGGCUCCGGCCAAGGACUCGCCCUUCUUUAUCAAGAACCUGCUCAACUGCGAAAGCAAGCCGCCCACCAAGCCGAAGCCGCCUUCCCCGUCGCCGGCGCUGGCGGCCCAGCGGUCGGCCCUGGAGGCUGCCGGGGGCUUCUCCCUGUCGCAAGUGGCCGACUUCGGCUUCCCUCGCUUCGAGCUGCCGGCGCAGCGCUUCACUCUGCCCGCACACUACCUGGAGCGCACCUCGGCCUGGUGGUACCCUUACGCCCUCAACUCCACCGCGCACAUCCACAGAAGUGAAGCCGCCGCAGAGAAGCUGACAGCCAGGGACUCGUCCCCGACGUCGGGCACGGAGCGGGACUCCCCCGAACUGCUGCUCAAGUCCGAACCGGAGACCAAAGACGACGACGAGGACGACGACGACGAGCGCGCGGCUAGCAAAAGCGGCGACGAGAUCAUCUUGGAGGAGAGCGAUUCGGACGAGGCCAAGAAGGACGAGCUGGACGACUGGAAGAAGCGCGACGACGACGGCGGCGGCGGCGGCGGCGGCGGCGACGGAGGAGACAAGAAGCCGUGCCGCAAGAAGAAGACCCGCACGGUGUUCUCGCGCAGUCAAGUCUUCCAACUGGAGUCCACAUUCGACAUGAAGCGCUACCUGAGCAGCUCGGAACGCGCCGGCCUGGCCGCUUCGCUUCACCUGACCGAGACCCAGGUGAAGAUUUGGUUCCAGAACCGCCGAAACAAGUGGAAGCGGCAGCUGGCCGCCGAGCUGGAGGCGGCCAACUUGAGUCACGCCGCCGCGCAGAGGAUCGUGCGGGUGCCGAUCCUCUACCACGAGAACUCGGCGGCGGACGGCCCGGCUGCCCCGGCCAACGUGGCCACCAGCCAGCCGCUGCUCACUUUCCCGCACCCGGGCGUCUACUACUCGCACCCCAUCGUCACCUCCGUGCCGCUGCUUAGACCCGUGUGAGAGACAAAGCGAGAGAGAGAGAGAAAAAAAAGAAAAAAGAAGAAAAAAAAGACUCCCUAUUUUUGUACUCGAUGAAGAAGCGAGCAAGAAAACCACUGAAAAGGCCCCUGACGGUCUACAUGUGAUCCGACAAUUCAACCACAUUGUUAUUAUAUUAUUAUUACCGUUGUUAUCAUCAUCUCAGGUGUACCUGCGAACACUGCCUAAAGAGUGUCUAUUUUUUUUUUUCUUCUGUUAUUUUGUUGUUAUUUUUUUCUUGUAGGGGGGGGGUAGUUUUUGUUUACAGUGUGACCAUGACUGGCUUAUUCAUUUAAAAAAGAACAUUUUUUUUUCACAGUUAUGUGCAAUUCAUCAUCCCAAACAAUAAUAAUUUGUACAUUUGACUUGAUUUGUUGUGACAUGACGGCUGACAAUCAAGGCACUCCCAACUGUACAUGGCCGUGUUGUUUGUGUCAUUAGGUUGAGGUUUUCCAUUUUGCUGUAUGGAUUUAUGUAAAUGUAAAUAUUUAAUUGACACGGAGAUUUUUUUGUUUGUUUGUUUGUUUCUUUCUGUGUACGGAAACACACACAUCGUUUCUUUUAAUAUUGUAUUGAUGAACCACGUGGUGAAAUAAAUGGAGACUAUUCCCGA
Messenger RNA from Hippocampus zosterae (dwarf seahorse), 2073 nucleotides. It is a transcript of the gene hmx3a, whose product is annotated as H6 family homeobox 3a. Gene Ontology annotation, biological process: regulation of transcription by RNA polymerase II. The transcript has 2 exons. Bases 468 to 1442 code for a protein of 324 amino acids. Lineage: Eukaryota; Metazoa; Chordata; Actinopteri; Syngnathiformes; Syngnathidae. The record is from RefSeq and is a predicted model, not a curated record. Gene Ontology annotation, cellular component: nucleus. Gene Ontology annotation, molecular function: DNA-binding transcription factor activity, RNA polymerase II-specific; RNA polymerase II transcription regulatory region sequence-specific DNA binding.